Molecule: messenger RNA, 590 nt
Organism: Aplosporella prunicola CBS 121167
Lineage: Eukaryota; Fungi; Ascomycota; Dothideomycetes; Botryosphaeriales; Aplosporellaceae
Exons: 1
Coding region: 4-360 (118 amino acids)
Source: RefSeq, a predicted model, not a curated record
UGCAUGCACCAUGGGGUGUGGAGAACGAGUCUUGGCGCUGUGGGCGUUACCUCGACCGCAGACCAAUCUAUAGCCGAAUCUGUGUAUAAAUGGCCUGGAGACAGAUUCCCGAUUGAGCAGGAUUUGUCGUCUACUCCGGGCUUCUACACCUACUACCAACUACUGUUACACUCAGUUACAACCCUAGCGAGCCAGCUCCUUGCAGUGAGGAAAGAAGGAAAGAAGAAAAGAUUAAAGCCUCCUCUAGAUUAUAACCAGGUCUUCUAUCUUUCCAAGUGGGUAUCCGAACGCUACAAAUGCCUGAAACCCCUGACCGGCCUGAAAUUUCCAACACCUCGUAUAUGCAGUAGUUUGAAUUAAAAAUAAAAAAAAGAAAUUCUCCAUGGAUUAUGCAGCACGUCGUCUCCCGCUGUAAUCCAGUAUCUGUUGUCCCGACAUGGGAGGUCCAUCGUAUGGUUCAGUGCAGCAAGGUUGUGUCCAUCGCAAGAGGAAUCCAAAAGAUGGUGAGAAGACAAUGUAGCGAAUGGUGGAGAAUGAGAACUACUCUCGUUCCGUAAUUGGUUUGCCAGAAUGGAAAUAUCCCGCUGGGC